CCGUCUUUCAUUUCCCGCUCUGCUAAACCCUAACCCUCCCGGAAUGAAGCAGAAGCAACAGUCCACUGCCGAUCCAAGCGCCAACGCCGAGCCCAAGAAGCGAAGGCGCGUCGGAUUCGCCACCAUCGAUGCCGGAGUUGAAGCCAAUGAUUGCUUCAAGAUUUACUUGGGUGAGUUUGAUGCUUUUGGAUUGCUGAGAUUUUAGUUUUAAUUGUUUUAGCUUUGUGGUGCGGAGAGGAUUUGCUUCCACUGGUUUCUGAAGAUUUGAAAGGAAAAAGGAAAAAAGAUAAUCAAAAGAAGAAACGGAUUGUGCGCUUGUCGAUUUUCACUAGUUACCAACCUAUAAUUUGGGAGUAAGAAUGUACAGUAGUUUAGGUAUGAGCAGAUGACUGUUUAAGGUUGGCACUGGUGUUUGGUUUGGUUCUUAUAUUGCAACUUGGCAUUAGUAUUCUCUUUUGUUUUUCCAUUCUAAGUUCUUACAUUUCAAUCUCUGGUACUUAGACCCACUUUGUUCCUUAAAUCUUAUGGUUACUUUGUGUGCUUAUUAUUUUCCAUGAUUAUUUACUGUAUUGCUGGUGUGAUAGUUUCUAGCAAAGAAGAAGUGGGAACUUCAAUGGUUACUGUAUUAGUCCGGUUGACUUGAACAACUUUUUUGAUGAAGAUGGGAAAAUAUAUGGUUACCAAGGGCUGAAGGUAUGUUCAAGUCUCCUAGUGUAUGCUCUUUGUGUGCUGUAAAUGACAAAUUUACAAUUAUGCUGUCUGUCAUUCAUCUUCUUGCGAUACUUUAUAUUUAAAGCAUCUUCUGUUGUUUUAUGCAGAUAACAGUCUGGAUAAGCAUUAUGUCUUUUCAUGCACAUGCUGAUAUUACAUUUGAGGGCAACUCUGAUGUAAGUAGGAAAACACAGUCAUGAACUACUUAUUAUGUUUGAUAUAUUUUGUGAUGCAUUAAAAUCACCCUAACAAG
This is a messenger RNA of Rubroshorea leprosula, 964 nucleotides long. The record is from the annotation of a GenBank genome assembly. NCBI's taxonomy places the organism in Eukaryota, Viridiplantae, Streptophyta, Magnoliopsida, Malvales, Dipterocarpaceae.